AUGUUCUCCCAGCUGAUACAGGUGGCUGUGCUGGGUCUGUGGUGUGCCUUCCCCAUUUCAACCGCUCGGGUCGUGUAUCCAAAGACGUUGCCAUGUAAUGUCACGGAGCGCAGCAACAGCAGUGAGGUGACCGUAGACUGCACAGAGACAAAACUCCACGAUAUCCCAUGGGGCAUCCCACGAGAGACCACCAACCUGACUCUCACCAUAAACCACAUCCAUUAUUUAAACUCCUCCUCGUUUCACGGACUGGAUAACCUGACGGAGAUAGACUUCAGGUGCAACUGUGUGCCUGUCAAAAUCGGCCCCAAGGAUAACAUCUGCAUUAAAAGUGUGGAAAUAGAAGAUCACACAUUUUCAGGCCUUGGGAAUCUUAAAGCGUUGUAUCUUGAUGGCAACCAGCUCUAUGAGAUACCGGAACACUUGCCACCAGACCUAUUGUUGCUCAGCCUGGAAGUAAACCACAUAUAUAGCAUUUAUACAGUAAAUCUUACCGGCCUCACAAAUGUUGAGAUUCUGUAUCUUGGUCAAAAUUGCUACUUUCGAAACCCAUGCAACAAUUCGUAUUACAUAGAGGAUGGAGCAUUUUUACAGCUUAACAAUUUAAUGCUUUUGUCUCUGAAGUCAAAUAACUUAUCCUAUAUACCACACCAGUUGCCUACUCAUCUGAAAGAAUUGUACUUAUAUAAUAAUAACAUAAGAGAAGUGACAGAAGAAGAUUUCAAAAACCUAACCAAUCUGGAGAUUCUAGAUAUUAGCGGCAAUUGUCCUCGCUGUUACAAUGCACCUUUUCCUUGCACCCCUUGCCCGAAUGGCUUUCCUCUACAAAUACACCCUGAUGCCUUCAAAAUGCAAACAAAACUUACAGCCCUGCGUCUCCAUAGCAACUCUUUGACAAAUGUUUGCAAGGAUUGGUUUAAAAGUACUAAGAACCUCAGGGUACUAGAUCUUUCGUCAAACUUUUUAUCCAAGGCUGUGGGAUCCUUUGACUUUCCCCAUUUUCUUAACAACCUGGAAGAACUGGACCUUUCGUUUAACUAUGAGCUGCAGAAAUAUCCUAGGACUCUGUAUCUGAGCCCACACUUUUCUGAACUGAAAUCUUUAAGAGUGUUCAGAAUGAGAGGUUUCGUUUUCCAGCAGCUAGAAAUGGAUAGUAUUGCACCUUUAAAAUCUUUAAAAAAUUUAGAGGUUGUCGAUUUUGGAACAAACUUCAUUAAAACUACAAAUCUUAGCAUCCUGAUGGAAUUACAAAGUUUUAAAAUAAUCAAUUUGGCUGAUAAUAAAAUCUCAAUCCCCUCUGAUGACCAAACGGCUCUGGGGUUUUCUGCGCCUGAGUUAAAAGAUUGGUCUCCUAUGUCGUCUGGGGUGGAGUACGAUAGCACAGAUGUAAAAGAAAUUCACUAUUUCAGGUUUGACGAGUAUGCCCGCAGCUGCAAACACAAAGACAAAGAACUAGGAACGGUCACUUCUCUAGUGAACAAACGGUGCAGUAAGUUUGGGAAGAGUCUGGAUGUGUCUAGAAACAACAUUUUCUUUUUGCAUCAUCGCUUUUUAAAUCUUGAAGACCUCAGGUGCCUAAAUUUGUCCAAUAACUUGAUGAGCCAAAGUCUAAAUGGCUCUGAAUUCUCCAAUCUCCCAAAUUUACAAUACUUGGACUUUUCCUCAAAUCGCCUAGACCUGCUGUAUUCAACUGCCUUCCAAGAACUACAAAAUCUGGUGAUUUUAGAUAUAAGUCAUAACGACCAUUACUUUCAAUCAGAAGGUCUAACCCACAUGCUCAAUUUUACCAAAAACCUAAAGAAGCUGACCACACUGCUGAUGAACAACAAUCAGAUCUCUACUUCCACCAACACCGAGUUAGAAAGUGAAUCUCUGGAGAGGUUAGAGUUCAGAGAUAACCGUUUGGAUGUUAUGUGGAGGGACGGUGACAUUAGAUAUGUUAAUUAUUUUAGUAAACUAGUAAAUCUGAAAAUCCUUGACAUCUCUAAGAACAACCUUCACUCCCUCCCUCCUGAGCUGUUUGCUGGCCUGCCUGGCAAAUUGUCAGAACUUCACUUGAAAGGCAACGGGCUCAAAUCCUUUAACUGGAAGGAGCUACAACAUCUGCGUUCUUUGCAGGUUUUAGAUCUCAGUGGGAACAGCUUAACUACUGUGCCACAUGUGCUGUCAAACUGCAGCAACUCUCUUAUAAAGCUAAUUUUACACAAGAACAAAAUAGUGACACUGUCAGUAGAUUUUCUCAAAGAUGCUUUCAAUUUAAAACAUCUGGAUCUUAGUUUUAAUUUGAUUGAGUAUGUGGAGGUAUCAAGUUUUCCUGAUGAUGUUGUAAAUACGAUGGAUAUGCUGCUUUUGCACAAUAACAGCUUCGCAUGUACUUGUAAGGCUACCAGGUUUUUUAAAUGGCUCAACGAUACAAUGGUGACAAUUCCCAAACUGGGUACAGAUGUAACUUGUGUCCUUCCAGAGGCCCAAAAAGACCAUCCGGUUUUAUCAGUGAACUUAUCAGCCUGCCAGCACAGUGACCUGUCCAUCAUCAUCUACACUCUGAUGACUUCGUUCAUUCUGUGCUGUGUCACCCUCCCGAUCUCCAGUCAUCUCUUCCUAUGGGACGUGUGGUACAUCUAUCACUUUUUAAGGGCUAAGCUCAAAGGCUACAGGAGGCUCAUUUCCCAACCUUCUAUUUAUGACGCCUUUGUGAUAUAUGACAAAGAAGACGCGGCUGUGAUUGAGUGGGUGACCAAGGAGAUGUGCGUUCAGCUGGAGCGUCGGGGGGAUCGCAGGCUCACACUGUGCCUGGAGGAGAGAGACUGGAUACCCGGAUGUCCGCUCAUCGAUAACCUGUCCCAAAGCAUCCACAAGAGCAAGAGGACGGUGUUUAUUCUCACCAACAAAUAUAUCAAAAGUGGGAGCUUCAAAACUGCUUUCUACAUAGCCAAUCAAAGACUCAUGGAUGAAAAGGAUGAUGUUAUAAUACUGAUCUUCUUGGAAAAGGUGGUGUGUAAUUCAAAAUACUUGAGAUUGAGGAAGAGACUGUUCAGUAAGUCUGUGCUGGACUGGCCCACUAAUCCUCAGGCCCAGCCAUACUUUUGGUUUUGUCUGAGAAACGUGCUGGCUACAGAAAGUCACAAACAAUACAACAACCUUUUUAAAGAGACUUUGUAA
This is a messenger RNA of Periophthalmus magnuspinnatus, 3162 nucleotides long. It is a transcript of the gene tlr7, whose product is annotated as toll-like receptor 7. Gene Ontology annotation, molecular function: protein binding; pattern recognition receptor activity. Gene Ontology annotation, biological process: defense response to virus; canonical NF-kappaB signal transduction; toll-like receptor signaling pathway. Lineage: Eukaryota; Metazoa; Chordata; Actinopteri; Gobiiformes; Gobiidae. Bases 1 to 3162 code for a protein of 1053 amino acids. The record is from RefSeq and is a predicted model, not a curated record. Gene Ontology annotation, cellular component: plasma membrane. The transcript has 2 exons.